UGCGUGCUCUAGUGUGAGUUUGGAAGUGGUUUGGACCGCGGAGUGGAGCCACUGCUCAGUGCAAGGUGCCACACGUAUCUCUGUCAGUCUGUCAGGCGAACACCACGCGUCCAGGCGAGGUGGAGAAGGGAAAAAAAAGGAGGGGGUGCAAGAAAGGAAGACAGACAAUGCGGUUUUGCGAUGCCUUUAUUCCUUUGUGCAAUCCACUCCCACUUCGAUGAAAAGAUGAUGUGUCCAACAUGAAUUUCUUGUGAUUUGUCCAUUUUUUCCUGUAUUUCUGCGAUCACGCUGACUGAAUUUACCUGCGUUUUCACUGAGCCAAACCUAGAGAUGAAAUUUCCAAUAGAAAACCCGAGAAAACAAGUUAACUGGGAUCCAGAACAAGUGGCAGUCCAGACCAACUUGGUCCCUCCCAAAAAGGUCCAGCCUGGCAUGGUGAAGUCAACCCUGGUCCAGGCAAGUGUUGCCACCAUGCAAAACCCAAUGGGCUGCGACCCGAAAGCCAGUGGUCACUGUCCACUGCCACGUCUGUCCAUCUCAUCUCGCUCUGCCAGUGUUGUGGCUAGCAUGGACACAAACUCUGAUGGCUCGACAACGGGGCUCCACUCAGUGAUGAAGUGGAAGACGGUGCUGGCGGUGUUCAUUGUGGUUGUUCUCUACCUGGUUUGUGGAGGUCUUGCCUUCAGGGCUCUGGAGCAGCCAUUUGAGAGCAACCUGAAAACUAGCAUCACCCUGGAGAAGGCCUCUUUCCUCGAAAGGCACCCAUGUGUUACUCCCAAUGAGCUGGACGCCAUCAUCAAGCAUGCUAUUGAUUCUGUGAGUGGAGGAGUGAGGCCUACUGGAGACACAUUGUACAAUUCCAGUCACUGGGACCUGGGCAGUGCCUUCUUCUUCGCUGGAACUGUCAUUACAACUAUCGGUUAUGGAAACAUAGCUCCGAGCACGGAAGGCGGGAAAAUCUUUUGCAUCCUUUAUGCCAUAUUUGGCAUCCCUCUCUUUGGCUUCCUCUUGGCGGGGAUCGGAGACCAGCUGGGGACCAUCUUUGUAAAAAGCGUCUUAAAAGUUGAAAAGAUAUUCAGGCAAAAACACAAGCAGAUUAGCCAGACGAAGAUAAGGGUCACAUCUGUUAUCCUGUUCAUCCUGGCUGGCUGCAUUGUCUUUGUCACCAUCCCUGCUGUCAUCUUCAAACACAUUGAAGGCUGGACCACACUGGAUGCCAUCUACUUUGUCGUGAUCACGCUCACUACAGUGGGAAUAGGAGACUACGUGGCAGGUGGAAAUCGCAAGAUCGAUUACAUGAAGUGGUACAAGCCUCUGGUGUGGUUCUGGAUCCUCAUAGGUUUAGCGUACUUUGCAGCCGUCCUCAGCAUGAUCGGAGACUGGCUCCGAGUACUGUCUAAAAAGACCAAAGAGGAGGUUGGGGAGUUUAAAGCACAUGCUGCUGAAUGGAAGGCAAAUGUCCGAGCAGAGUUUCGUGAAACUCGACGGCGUCUGAGUGUUGAGAUCCAUGACAAGCUCCAGCGGGCAGCCACCAUCCGUAGCAUGGAGCGCCGUCAGCUUGGCCUAGAGCAGCGAGCUCACUCCCUUGACAUGCUGUCACCAGAGAAACGGGCUUUGUUCGCCAGUCUGGAUGCUAGCCGCUUCAAGACGUCCUCCCAAGAGAGCAUCGACAGCAAACUGAACAACCUGAGGUUGAAGGGGGCAUGCGAGCCGUACGAUCAUCAGGGAAACGAGCAAACGCAAGAGACCGCAUCAUCUUCAGAGGAAAAUCUCUUCAACCUACGAUUCGGAUCCCUCAGUAAGCUGGCCAGGCGCAACAAGAACCGUGAACUGCGGAGGAACAUACCUGAAGAUGUUCGGCGGGCAAGUUUAAGCAUAAACAAUGGCAGCGCCAUGCUCGGGGAGGAGGGAACGGAGGAAGAAGAAGAUGGUGAGCCAGAUGAGGAAAACAAAGAAAGAAAAGAGGGAAACACCAGUCUGACAAACCUCUCGCAGUACACAAUGGAGCGCUCAAAGUUGAAUGGGUUCACACCGGCACUGGCCAAAGACAGUGAGAAUAAUUAAGUAUUGAAUGCACAAACACUUCAUCCAAAUACAAGGAGUGUUGAGACAGGAAGAGUGAAAGAUACUCAGACUGGGAGAGUGCACAGUCCUUUGAGAUGUCAAGAAAUGUGCCUUUCUGUUUCCUAUGCUUAGAUUGGAACUGCUCCCAAGAAGUCAGUCAUCAUGCCAUAGCUAUGGGAAGAAAAUGUGUUGCCAAAAAUGAAUAAAACUAACGGUGCAGAAGAGGGUGCAGUAGAAAUACCUCAUUGAGAUGUUGCUGUUAAAUAGGCUACUUAAGAACUUUGAUUUCUACAGGAGCAGUAUUGAACAGCUCUGUUGAUUUUUUUUUAGCCCUCAAGGCUCUUCUUCCAUCUGUUCAUGCUGAAUCUUAUUUUUUUAACAAUGUGGGCAGGACCACUUGAGAGUUAGAUUCAUGCCAUUCAUUCAGUACUAUUAUUGAUCUAUGGGUUGUCAUCUCAUACUCUAGGGGUCUAUUUUUAGCCCAGCAGCAUGCUACAAAGUGACUUUAAUAUUUAUCGAACAGAGGAAAGUAGGUUGUGUUUUUGCUGGAUCAACAGGCCGUAUUUACCUAGAUGACAUGUAGAACUAUUGCUACAUUAUGUUUGGCUUUGAAAAUGUAGCCUGAUGCGAAAAACUACAAUAUGUUAACAGCUUGAAAAAACAAUCUGAAGUGCAUGGUACCAAUCAUAACCAUUCAUUGCUGGCAUAAACUAACUGGAAAGCUUGAAUUUGCAGCUAUCAUAAUGAGCAAAAUACACUUCUUUCAUUACUAGUCUUCUCUCAACAGACAAACAAUGUGUCUCUGUAAUGAUUGUUACCAUUUUCUGAAUUGUGAAUCAACACAGACAAACAUACACAAACACAGACUGUCGGUAAUG
This is a messenger RNA of Pundamilia nyererei, 2942 nucleotides long. It is a transcript of the gene kcnk10b, whose product is annotated as potassium channel, subfamily K, member 10b. The coding region runs from base 331 to 2064 and encodes 577 amino acids. Gene Ontology annotation, biological process: stabilization of membrane potential; potassium ion transmembrane transport. Lineage: Eukaryota; Metazoa; Chordata; Actinopteri; Cichliformes; Cichlidae. The record is from RefSeq and is a predicted model, not a curated record. Gene Ontology annotation, molecular function: outward rectifier potassium channel activity; potassium ion leak channel activity. The transcript has 7 exons. Gene Ontology annotation, cellular component: plasma membrane.